AUUCACCUUUCACAUUGCACCAUGGGAAAGCACGAGGAGCAGGAUGCAGAGUUGACGGCGCAGGAAGCUGCAGUUUACGAUCGCCAAAUGCGUCUGUGGGGAGUGGAAGCUCAAAAGCGUCUGCAGAAUUCCCACAUUCUCAUCAGUGGAAUGACACAGCUCGGGUCGGAAGUCGCAAAGAACCUUGUGUUGUCUGGGAUGUCCGUGACGUUGCAUGACGUGAAUGUGGUGACGCGAGCGAAUGUUGACACACAGUUCUUCCUCACUGAAGACCAAAUUGGGCUCAACCGCGCGGAAGCUUGCUUGUCGGCUGUGCAGGAGCUCAAUCCCCUCGUCCAUGUCAGCGCCAUUACCAAGCCCCUCGACCACUAUCCUAGCGACCACUUUGAUCAGUACAGCGUCGUGUGCGUCUUGUCAGCGUCGCGAAAGCUCCAGAUCUACUUGGACAAUUUGUGCCGCGAGAAAAACAUUGCGUUUUACGCAGGUCAUGCGUUUGGUUUGUCUGGCAUAUUCUUCUGCGACUUGGGCAACGAGCACGUGUAUCGGCGCCAUGUCCAAUCGACCGACGCACCAUCAGACACCACGACCGUCCCCGAACUCAAGGUGUCGUACCCAUCACUGGAGACGUCAGCGCUCGCGACGUGGAGCUCUCUGAAACCCACGAGAAAGCGCAGUCCCGUCACUCCCGCGCCGUACAUUGCCUACCAACUUCUACUGGAAUUUGUCGAGGCGCAUCACGAGUUCCCGACUGCAGCUACCACCGCCGAGUUCGUCGCGUUGGCGAAAUCUCAGUUGGAAGGCCAGGGUUUGCCAGGGUUCUUCGAUGACCACCAAUUGGCAACGCUGGCGGCGACGGCCGAAGCGGACGUGGUGCCCGUGUGUGCUAUCGUCGCAGGUAUCCUCGGCCAGGAAGUGAUCAAGGCCAUUUCGAUGAAGGACGAGCCUUUGAACAACUACUUUUUCUUUGACGGGGCGACCGGCGAAGGCACCGUGCGCCGCAUCGGGUAGCUUCAGUGUCACUCCUCCAUUCAGCUAACAGUAACUCUUGAACGCGUCGCUCGCUACACCUACAUCUGCCUC
Messenger RNA from Aphanomyces invadans, 1080 nucleotides. RefSeq lists its product as hypothetical. Gene Ontology annotation, biological process: protein sumoylation. Bases 22 to 1008 code for a protein of 328 amino acids. Gene Ontology annotation, cellular component: SUMO activating enzyme complex; cytoplasm. The record is from RefSeq and is a predicted model, not a curated record. NCBI's taxonomy places the organism in Eukaryota, Oomycota, Saprolegniomycetes, Saprolegniales, Verrucalvaceae. Gene Ontology annotation, molecular function: SUMO activating enzyme activity. The transcript is spliced from 4 exons.